AUGAAGGUCAUGGGCAAGCUCGCAGAAUUCCUUGGCCUAGAUGCCGACGUAGUCAGCAAAGAGAUGAAGGCACUGGACUUCGACGCCAACAACCUCGUCUCCUUUGCCGAGUUCGUGCUCUGGGCAGACAAGCACACCAUUGGCAUCCCGCUUGGCAUCGCCAUCCCGGACAAGCGAGAGUGGAGGAAAGGUAUGCCAGCCCAUUGGACGACGAUUCCACCGCCCAGCCCUGAGGAGGAGGCUGCUCUCAAAGCAUCGACGGCCGGCGUGGCCGUUGGCAAGGCGAAGAAAGCCAAAGCAAAGAAGGCAUCUGUGCCGGAAGAUCCGGACACAACAGAGUUGGAGGACUUCAUCGCUGCAGCCAAAGACGCUGAGUGGGAGAAGGUUUGGGAAAUUCUGGAGAGACACCCGGGGUAUGUAAACAUGCGACCUCCGUACCGCCGCUACUCUGCAAUACACCAGGCAUGCUUUCAUGGAGAAGCUGAUGUCGUCCGGAAAUUCGUCGAGGAGUGGAAAGCAGAUCCGCUGCUCAAGACCAAGGAUUCGGAGACUCCCGAGGAUGUUGUGUGUGCCCCGGAGCUUCGAUGCAUCAUUUUAGCUUUUGGACGUCAUUAUUCUGAAGCCGGUGAGACCUCUCCCGCCAAUGCAGCAUGCAAGGAAGCAGACGAUACCAAGACCAAGACGCGCUUUGCUGGAAAGCGCGUCCUGGUGACGGGUGGAGCAAACGGCAUUGGGCGCCAGAUUGCUGAGGCCGGGCCCAUUGAUAUUUUGAUCAACAACGUCUGUGUGCAGCUUGAGGCCUCAUGUCACGAGCACAGUCUUGAGGACUGGAACAAAACCUUGGCUAUCGGUCUGACCUCCUAUUUUCUUUUCUCCAAGCUCUGCCUACCCCACAUGUUGGAGAAAGGCUGUGGUGCGAUUAUCAACAUCGCUUCCGUACAGGGAAGCCAAUCCCAGCAACGCAUUCCAGCAUAUGCCGCGGUCAAAGGGGGUGUCCUUUCGCUCACGAGACAGCUGGGGGUCGAGUACGCUUCUAAGGGCGUACGGGUGAACUCUGUCAGCCCCGGAACGAUUGCAACUCCACUGGUGGCGGGUAUUCUCGAGCGGGCUGGCACUACCCGCGAAGCAGCAGGGCAGGCAUACCCGAUGCGCAGGAUCGGAGAACCGAACGAGGUUGCCAAGGUCGUUCUUUUCCUCGCGUCUGAUGAUGCCAGUUUCAUAACAGCCGAGAAUAUUACGGUGGACGGAGGCAUCACCAGCCUGGGAGGCAUGGCAGAAUUGUACAGCGAGGCCCAGGAGAACGGCAACGACGAAGUGGUCACCUAUCUCCAGGAGAAGCAAAGUGAGGAAGCCGAGUCUGAUGAGGAUGAGGAAGACGACGAGCCACCCUUGAAGAUGAUGCGGGGUGGGGGUUGCGAGCUCGAUCCUGAAGCGCUAAUGGAGAAAGCGAACGAGGCGAUAGAGCAUGCGAAGUGGCAGCAAUGGGACGAGAUGCUCGCCAUCUUCGAGUCCUACCCAGGCUGUCAGAACAUGCGCCCGGAGUAUCGAAGGUUUGCCGCGAUCCAUCAGGCCGCCUAUGCGGGAGACGCCAAGAUCUUGAAGAAGAUGGUCGACUGCGGUGCCAACCCAGGCCUGCUGACCCGAGACAAGGAGACGCCUCUGCAGAUCGCCGAGGCCGAGGGCAACUCGGACGCAGCCGCUUUCCUUGAGUCCCUGGAGGUCUCGGCUGAGAGCGCGGCGUUAAUCCAGGAGGCGCACAAGGUGAUUGAUGCUGCCAAAGAAGGGAAGUGGGACAAAACCUUCGAACUCCUCGAAGCCUGCAAAAAUCCAGAUCAAGUCGUGAACUGCCGGCCAUCCGUGCGCCAAUACGGCGUACUUCAUCAAGCUGCAUUCCACGGCGACAUCGAGGUCCUGAGGAGGCUGCUGGAGGACUUCAAGGCCAACGUGAAGCUCCUCACCAAGGAUGGGCAAAGCGCGCUGCAGAUUGCCCAGAACGGCAGCCAAGAGGCAGCAGCCAAGUAUUUGGAGGCGUGCGUGCCCAGCAUCCAGCUCGAGGAUGACUUCGUAAAGUAUCCCGAGCAG
Messenger RNA from Symbiodinium necroappetens, 2082 nucleotides. The record is from the annotation of a GenBank genome assembly. Lineage: Eukaryota; Dinophyceae; Suessiales; Symbiodiniaceae.